Messenger RNA from Pteropus alecto (black flying fox), 3971 nucleotides. RefSeq names its product regulator of G protein signaling 9 binding protein (gene RGS9BP). The transcript has a single exon. Gene Ontology annotation, cellular component: photoreceptor outer segment; neuron projection. The coding region runs from base 878 to 1585 and encodes 235 amino acids. The record is from RefSeq and is a predicted model, not a curated record. Gene Ontology annotation, biological process: detection of light stimulus involved in visual perception; G protein-coupled receptor signaling pathway. Lineage: Eukaryota; Metazoa; Chordata; Mammalia; Chiroptera; Pteropodidae.
GGGCGGGGCCGAAAGCCCAUUUGACACUAGGGAAAGGGUCCAAGCUCCGUCUCUGGAAAGCGGGCUUAAUCGGGAUGGGGAGACUUGGGAGCCAUCCUACCCUGUGGAUCGCCCUUUAUUGCUAGCUUUGGAGAAUGGAGGUGCCCAGGCCUACGAGGCACACCACUCCUGUUGCUGAUAGGGUCUGGGAGUCCGGGUCCCUAGGUUCUAGUCCCUUCACUAUCGAGUGACCUAGGUCCCCCCCCCCUUUUUUUUUUAACCCGGGCCUCAGUUUCCCAAUCCGUGAAAUAGAGAAGGGUUAGAUCUGCCGAGCGUUAAUAUUCCAGAACUUCAAUGGGGUGCGGAGGAGGGGGAGAUGGGGGACCUACACGUGACCUCCCCGCGCGGGGCUCCGCCUAUCCCUUGUCCAGGGAUGGAAGCGCCCUGUAAGGACGGGCGGGGGUGGGUGGAUCCUAAGAAACACGACCCGGCCGCCCUUGGCUGCGGCUAAGGCGGAGCGCGCAGCUCGGCAGCGGGCUAGCCCUGGAGACAGCACGAAAAGAUGGGACCGCAACCCGGGCUUCGCAGGGGGCCACCGUGGAGACCAGGGCGGUGCAGAGACUAGACCUGUGACUUGGAGCGUAUCUGGGGAGGAUGGACAAGGGGACGGGAGGCAGCUAACAGGACUCUCUCUCCGCGCCCGCUACUCAGAGGCGCACGUCGCAGGUCCCAAGCGGGAUCCAUCGACAGCACGGCAGCACCGAGCUAGUCUUGGACCAUGAGGAGCACUCUGGCGGUCCGGCCCGGGGCCGCCGGUAGGGCUGGCCGCGUCCUGCCGCGCUGAAGGCGUAAAACUGACAGGGGCGCACGCGACCCGGCUGCGCGGGAGCGCACCGCCAUGGCGAAGGAAGAGUGCAAGGCUUUGCUGGAUGCGCUCAACAAGGCGACCGCAUGCUACCACCACCUGGUGCUAACCGUCGGAGGCUCCGCGGACUCACAGAACCUGCGUGAGGAGCUGCAGAAAACGCGCCAUAAGGCGCAGGAGCUGGCGGUGGCCACCGGCGCCCAGCUGACCACCGCUCUGCGAGACCGGGGCAUGGGCACCGAGGAGCGCGCUGAGUUCGAGCGCCUCUGGGUGGCCUUCUCCGGCUGCCUGGACCUGCUAGAAGCCGACAUGCGGCGCGCGCUGGCGCUUGGCACCGCGUUCCCACUGCACACGCCUCGACGGCCGCUCGUGCGCACAGGUGUAACUGGCGGUGCAGCGGGCGUAGCCGCGCGCGCCUUGAGCGCCCGCAGCUUGCGGCACGAGGCAGAAUGCGACUUCGAUGUAAACGACCUGCGAGAGCUGGAGCGGGAGAUCCUUCAAGUGGGCAAGAUGAGCCACGACAUGGAGAUGAAGGUCAACGUGCCCCGCUGGACAGUACAGGCCCGGCAGGCGGCGGGCGCCGAGCUCCCGUCCAGCGUUGGCGCCUCUUCAGCGGGCUUUGUGUCCAUAGAAGAGCGGACAGCGCCCUGCGACCUGAGCAAGGCCAUCGCCGCCACCCUUUUCAGCGCCGUGCUGCUGGCGGCUGUAGCCCUGGCGGUGUGCGUGGCAAAGCUCAGCUGACUGACGACACCCGAUGGCCCCUAGGCACCACUGUUCCUUCCGCAGAGACAUCCCUCCCAGAAUGACCGCUACUGCCAGGACUCAGAUGGGAGUGGGAUCUGGCAUGUAUAAGGGGAGAGGUUCUAAAACCCCGUGUGUGUACACGCGCGUUUCAGGCAAACAUCUGCCUAGGCGGAACGCGGUUUCCUCUUGCUGGCCUGGGAGGAGUUAAUUUUGUGCGGGCCGCCAGGGCAUUACCACUAAUGUAUGCAGGAGCUUUAUCCUCUAUUAAUAGAAAACCGUCCACAGUGCCCCCAGAUUCCUCUAAGUUAAUGAGUUUCCGCGUGUGCUGCUGGGGCGUGUUUACACUAGAGACUCCCAUGGGGCAGUUUGAAAAAGGGGAUGAGGUGAAAUGAAAUGUGGAGAGGGGGCCUGUUUUGUUGUGGUGGGGGGUUCUUCCUGGACAGGAGACAGAUUGCAACAAGCUGUAAGCAGUUUUUAUUACCUUAAUCCUUUGGGGCCUAAGCUUAGAGUGCAAAAAGAAGUUCAUGCAAAGUGCUUUCUCUACUGCGCACGAUUGCACUUCUUGGCAGAGCUUAUCCGUGAGUCAACAAAAGCAGCUAGAGAGGGUCUGACUUUGCUUGUAAAACCAGAGAAGCACGGUAGAAGCCGCCCUCCACUGCACACACUGCCUAUUUAAAAAGACACUCCCCAGCCAACUUGGGAAGGGUAUAAGCUUCAGGAUAGGCCACAUGCUGUUUAAAUAAGGACUUUCUCCUUCGCUGGGGCUUAUUUUUGUUCCAGAACUAGACCAGAGUUUUUGAUCCUCCUUUAGGGGAGGGCUGGGGAAUCCUCUUUGAAGCCCUUAAUCCUAUCUAUCCCUUGGAAUUUGCUUGCUGGCCAGUAGGAGAGCUGGCUUUGGAAGGAGAUGCACAUCUCUCUGACCCCGACACUGCCUCCCCCCCCCUCCACUGGGUAUAGUGGCAUCACUGGCACAGAGAGGUUUUGAGCCAAUUAAUCCUGAGACUGGGUUAGAAUGUAGCAGCUUUAACUUGGAAUUUAAGAAGCUUUUUAAAAAUAACAAUCAUUUGAAAGUCACAUAACCAUAUUGUGUACUAUCAAAACUGUUUUCUUUAUAAAGGGCAUUUGGUCACGAAUUUAUACCUGACAAUGAGUCAAACAUAGCAGUCUUAUUUGUAAAUAUACAUCUGAAUCUAUUUUUAAAAUCUAUCUUCUUGAAGGCAGGAGGUCAUAGCAAAAACUGCUGGAACCACAGGUGUAGAUGACAUAAGUUAAGUGGGUGCUGCUUCUUUCGGUUAAUAAAUAAGGAAAUGUGGAAAACACUCCAGGUCUCAAGCUGGAAUUUGCCUGAGGAGUGCUGCUACCUCCUACCUGUGGUCCAGAGAGAGCAUCUGUUGAGAAACGAGAUGCAUUUAACUCUCUAAAGGUAAUAAUUUGGAAUAAAACUCAAAGGCUUUGAUUUGACUGAAAACUGACGAGAUUUUUUUUUUUUUUUUUAAUUCCGGAAAUGAGAAAGGGGACUAGGAGGAAAGCAUUGGCAGUUUUUCAAAAGGCAACUUGGAGGGCAAAGGGGCAAAGGCAAAUAGCAGGAGUGCUGUCUGGGCAUCCACUCCUACAAGCCACCCUCCCAGCUCACUCUCACUCCUCAGCACACAGGUUCCAGCACCUCAGAAUAUGAGAUGUUUGCAUGUGUCUGCGAUAAUGGUUUUAAAAGACCCGCAGGUCUUAAGCCAAUGAAAUAACUAAUUAAAAACUAAUUAAAUAACUAAUUAAAAACUCUUUCUGCCUCUCCCAGUCAGGGGUGAAACUGAACAAUAACUAAUUAAAAACUCUUUCUGCCUCUCCCAGUCAGGGGUGAAACUGAACAGGGGCCAAUGUCAAAUUCUUUUGCACCAGACUGUCCAAAGUACCUUCAGAGAUGACACAGAAAGUUUUCUAAAUUCUCCUCCUUUCUCCUCCCACACACAAUAACACAUGGAAUCUCCACCACCUUCCCCAAAAUGCCCCAGCCUCAUCUCAGGCAAGAGGAGGCUGGGGCAUUUUGUGACCCAAUGUUGGAAAAUAUCCCUAAAAACCAAGCCCUGAAUAGAAUUUCCUCUUUUUAAGACUGACUCUCUGUUCUUAUCAAGGUGUUUUGGUUCAUGAAAAAAUAAAUUGUUCGGCAGAACCUGUUAAGGAAACAACCUAUCAGAAAUCAUGUAAUCCACAGAGAACAUUUGGGACAAGCAAACUUAAUUGUUGUCAUUCCAUCCUCUUGGCAGAUCCUUGAGUAUUAUAUGUGCAAUCUGAUUCUAAGAGUCCUCUGCUCACUGAAAUUAGCAAUAAAAUGUUGCAAAAAAAAAAAAAAAACAACUGAAUUAGAAUAAACAUCCUGUGAACCUGUUAA